CGGCGGGUGUCCCCCGCAAAGGCGUCCGGGCGCUGCCGGAAGGGGAGAAGAGGCCGGGCGGGCCGUGGCGAGGGCUGGGUCUGGGAGGGCUGGAGGCUCGCGCCGGGGCCGGGGAUAGCUGCAGCCCCCGACCUGGGAGAUGUCGGACUCGGACAUCGAGGGCCCCGCGGGCGAGGAGGCCGCCGCCAGGGUUCGAGACCCGGCGGAAGAGCGCAGGGCGGCGGCCGAGGUGCUGCGGCAGCUGCGGCCCGAGCAAGACGUGCGGCGCCUGGCGGUGCUCGUGGACCCAGCCAUUCUGGAAGAUGCCGGUGCCGACAUCCUGAUGGAGGCUCUGGACGCCCUGAGCUGUGAGUACCGCGUGGAGCCCGAACGCCCUGCAUGGAGCCUCAGGUGGAGCAGAGUGAAGCCAGACCCUUGCUCCCUCAGUGUGCCUCCUGAGGUGUGGGCUGCGGAUGAGCAGGACUGGCUGCUGCUGCUGGAGCCUGAGGAGUUUCUGCAGGGCGUUGUCCAGCUGACCCAGGCCCUGGUGCUUCUGCAGCUCUGGGCAAACAUGGAUGUGCUGUUGGUGGCCUCCUGGCAGGAGCUGAGUCAGCAUGUGUGUGCCUUCACCAAGGCCCUCACCCAGCGUCCCUUCAAGCAGUCCCGGGAGUCUGGGGCCUUUUCCUUCUGCACCACCGCGUGCUGGGCAGCAGCCGAGAAGAGUGGCAAGAGAUGGCACCGGCCUGCGGGGGCCUGGUGGCAGCAGAUCAGGCAGUUCAACUGUGUCAGCCCGGCUGUGGCCAAUGCUGUUGUUGCUGCCUUCCCUUCCCCCUGCCUUCUGCAACAGGUGUGCGUGGCCUGUGGCAUGGAGCAGGGGCGCCUAGCCCUCCUGGCUGACCUCCCUGUGAGGAUGGGCAAGGGUGUGCGGCCCCAUAGGUUGGGACCUGACUUCUCCCGCUGCAUCUGCCUCUUCCUGACGACCACCAUCCCUGACCUCCCGCUGGACCUGGGCUCCUGACCACGCCUGUGGUACCCGACGGGCCCUUCUCCCACCUACCGGCAGGACUGAAUGCAGCCCGCCCAGGGAACAGACUAGAAACCACGAGCGGUGGUGUGCGGGAGCAAGACACCCAGUAUGACCUGCAUCGGGG
This is a messenger RNA of Delphinapterus leucas (beluga whale), 1130 nucleotides long. The record is from RefSeq and is a predicted model, not a curated record. Lineage: Eukaryota; Metazoa; Chordata; Mammalia; Artiodactyla; Monodontidae.